Molecule: messenger RNA, 1494 nt
Organism: Scomber scombrus (Atlantic mackerel)
Lineage: Eukaryota; Metazoa; Chordata; Actinopteri; Scombriformes; Scombridae
Product: zinc-binding protein A33-like
Exons: 1
Coding region: 1-1494 (497 amino acids)
Molecular function (GO): zinc ion binding; protein binding
Source: RefSeq, a predicted model, not a curated record
AUGGCUUCUGGACAAAAAAAUGAUCUCUCCUGUCCCGUCUGUCAAGACAUCUUUAAAGAUCCUGUUAUCCUGACAUGCCGCCACAGCUUCUGUAAAGUCUGUCUGCAGAGAUGGUGGAGAGAGAAACAAGAACAGGAGUGUCCAGUGUGUAAGGCUGUAUCUAGAAGUAAGAACCUGCCUCGUAACUUGGUGUUAAAGAACCAGUGUGAGGCCUUCUUACUGGAGAGAGAUCAGAGAUCUUCGGCAGGGUCUGAGGGUCUCUGCAGUCUGCACUCUGAGAAACUCAAACUUUUCUGUCUGGACCAUCAGCAGCCAGUCUGUGUUGUCUGCAGAGAUUCAGAAACACACAACAACCACAGAUUCAGACCCAUCAAUGAAGCUGCAAAGGAUCACAAAGAGAAGCUUCAGAAAUCCCUGAAGCCCUUACAGGACAAACUGAAAGUCUUUGAAAAAGUUAAAGGAAACUGUGAUCAAACAGCAAAACACAUUAAGGUCCAGGCCAAUGACACAGAGAGGCAGAUUAAGGAGCAGUUCAAGAAGCUUCACCAGUUUCUACAAGAGGAAGAGGAGGCCAGGAUCUCUGCUCUGAGUGAGGAAGAGCAGCAGAAGAGUCAGAUGAUGAAGGGGAAGAUUGAAGGUCUGAGCAGAGAGAUGGCAGCUCUUUCAGACACAAUCAAAGUCACAGAGGAGGAGCUGGGAGCUGAAGACGUAUCAUUCCUUAUGAACUACAAAGCUGCAAUGAAAAGAGUCCAGCAGCGCCCCCUGUUGGUUGAUCCAGAGCUGGUCUCAGGAGCUCUGAUAGAUGUGGCCGAACACCUGGGCAACCUGGCCUUCAACAUCUGGAACAAGAUGAAGAAGAUGGUCUCCUACACUCCUGUGAUUCUGGAUCCAAACACUGCUCAUCCAGAACUCAUCCUGUCUGAAGAUCUGACCAGUGUGAGACAUGGAGAGAAACAGAAUCUUCCUGACAAUCAAGAGAGGUUUAAAUCUUCUAUCUAUGUCCUGGGCUCUAAGGGCUUUAACUCAGGGACUCACAGCUGGAAUGUUGAGGUUGGAGGCAGUACAGGCUGGUAUGUUGGUGUGGCACCAGAGUCUGUCCAAAGAAAGGGACCUACAGACAUGAAGUCUAGAUCAUGGGCAGUAAAGCUCAGGGAAGGUAAAUAUACAGCACUCUACCCAAUAAAGUACUCCACUGCUAUUUCAGUGAAAAAGAAGCCGCAGAAGAUCCGAGUUAAUUUGGACUGGAAUAAAGGAAAACUGUCAUUCUCUGAUCCUGAUACUAACACAGACAUACACACCUUCAACCACACUUUCACCGAGAGCCUGUUUCCAUACAUUAGCACUUGGAAUAAAUUCCCAGUGAAGAUAUUACCUGUGGUCUUAGACAAAAGUGGUAAUGUUAACAGUGGCAGAGCACAGAUAUCUUGGCCCAGUACAUCUGCAGCUUCAGUGGGCUCCCGUCCUGUUUUCAAAGGUCCAGUGCGACACAGAUAA